ACGAAAGCAGUAAAGCCAGUAAAGCUAGCAGUCCAACGGUGAGGGUACAGAUGUAUUGCACUGCUUGUUUUCAGUGCUCAGUUCAACAAUCAGAUAUCAGGGCUGCUGAUGGACUGGCUGCAGAGGCCAUGGUCUAAUAGUCAUCUGUUGACAAGCAGCUUCGGCAAUGUCUGCCAACUCCCUCCUGAGGUACACCAUCAGGCUGAAGAGGAAACAUGUGGCUGCAUGUGUGGUUCAGCAGAGAGCUCUGUCAGGGGCAGAUGCUGUUAAUGCACUCAGACCGUUUUAUUUUGCUGUACAUCCUGACUUCUUUGGUCAAUAUCCCAGGGAACGGGAAGUGAAUGAGAAUUCAUUAAAGAGGCUAAAUGGCUAUCUGGAAAACCUGCAGAGGGCUGGCUCACGCUCACUUCAGCCAAUGAAGCUCACCUUUUAUGUCAGGGACACAAAGGAUGGCAGUGAUGUGCAGCCAGACCUUCUCGCCUCAGGGUUCCGGUCAGUGAGUUUCACCCUGCGCACAAACGAUGUCUUAAGCACAGUGAUGAAUGUCUUGAAGUCCUGCAGCCUGUCCAUAGAGCACAUGAAAGGAGUGAAAGCAAGUUCAGAGGCAUCCAAAAGUCCACCUGAGACGGGGCUGCCUUUCUACAGACCUAUCAAAUGGGAUAAGAGCUACUACACCUUCACUGGGUUCAGAGACCCCGAGCAGGAGCUGCAGCAAGCCAGGAGAGUGGAGCCUACACUCAUCUUGUGGCUCAGGAACAAUGAACCUGAGGCAACAAAGAAGCACAGGGCCAGUCUUCCUCUGAGAGAAGAGCUGGACAGACUGAAGAAGGAACUGUGUCAGAAAUUUGACCUUGUGGAUAUCAGGUGGCAGAGAAGCUGGGGAGUGGCCCACAGGUGCAGUCAACUUCAGAGUCUGAGCCGACUGUCUCAGCAGAACCCUGAGGCCCUGAUCAACCUCCAAGGACACACUGUGGUGUUUGCUGACCAGUCAGGGAUGAAUGCUUCUGGAGACAUUAUGCUGGGAACCAUGGAUGUUCAUCAUCAGUGGACCAAAAUGUUUGACCAGCUGCCCAGCUAUCACAGCCUGCAACAGCAGACAGAUUGGCUGAAAGAGAGGAUCAGCUUCCUCCUGGGUGGGACUCAGGUGGUCCAUGUGGAUAGGCUGGGACCAGUCCAGCCCAUCAUUGAGCACUACAGCACCCUUAGCACCUUCCACAAGAGUCUGAUGUCCCGACACCUUCGCCUGCACCCCAGGAGCCUGCAGGGGCUCACAAUGUUGUUGGAGAAUGACUGCUCUAACCCCAGUCUUCAUGAGAUGGGGCACUUCAUUAUCCCCACCAUCUGUGAUCCUCCUAAGCUGCAGGUCUUCCUCCAGAGCCACGCACCCGAGGCCAGACAGCGAACCCAUCGCAAAAAUCAGCUGCAGGCAGAGGAGGAGGCUCUGGUGAAGCUGUGUCUCCACAAUCUGUCUCUGAAGACUCUGUCCAAGGAGCCUAGUGUCAGCUCCAGCCAGAUGAUCCUGUGUUGUAAAAGGCUGGUAGAGCAGCGCUCUCCCCUUAUGCAGGGCCUUCACAUCUGUGUUUCUCACUUCUACUCAGUCAUGCAGGAUGGGGACUUGUGUGUCCCCUGGGACUGGAAGAGCUGAGCUAGAGGGACACGGCCAGUGUUGGAAAGAAGUAUUUUUAGUGGUUAAAUGUUGUUCAGGCAGCAAGUAUACACAUUUUACAGGGUCAUUUGUUAGAUGUCAGGUGGCCAAAACAGAUUUCAUAUAUGUUGAUUCUCAAUGGCAACUUUUGGAAAAAGAAAUAAUCUGUUAUGGGGUUAAUUCAAACUGACCAUAGAUGGCUCAUCCAAUAAGCAAUUUAUCCUCUUGCAGGAAAAGCCAUAUUGCGGAAUUUGAUUGACAGUGGAGGUUAGUUAUUCCCAAUUUAGGGUGAGGACUGCAGGGGUUGAGAAGAAGAAAACCAUUCUGCUGCAUAAAAUUAUGUUGUUGUUUUUUCAGAUUUUUAUCAAAUGUUUGCUUUUAUUCUUAAAUGCUGGAGAAUUUGAUGUCUUCAGGUAUGAAAAUGAAAAGUCUGAGAACCAGGAAAUGUUUGGUUGAACUGUGAUAAGGGAAGCCAAGAAGUUGAGAAGGCACAUGUGAAAUAUGUAUUUUUUUCUUUUUUUUUUUUUCAGACAAGGGUUUUUUGUUUUAUUAAAUGUUUUGAGAAAGAAUCUUAAUCAUAGUUCUGUGAAAGACACAAUUUGUGCCAUGAAUGUGCACCACCAUGUGCAACAGUCAGCAAACCACCAAAAAGUAUUACAGAACUGAAACUUAUCAGUCUGAUUGACAGUCCGACACUGGUCAGAUGAAAAAAUGUAGUAUGCUCACAAUAAAAUAUAUGUACAAACUGGAGCCUGACCACAUUUAGUUCUCAGUCCUGACCGGCCACUCUGAAAGGCAUGAAAACUAGUGUGUCGAAACGGUCCUGAUCACAUGAGCUAAACAUUGUGUUUCUCCAUAUCAGUCUGGACCCACCAACCACAGACUGUAUGGAUGACAGACCCCCACUUACCCCAGCUAUGCUUAAGUGAGGUUAAAAUACCCCAGAUAUGGGCGCUGCCAUCUUGCGAUGUUCAUGUUAUUGAGAGCUGGAUUCUGCUCAGUAUCAAUAUCCACAGUGGGGGAGUUCCCACCAAAACACCUGUUUGACUAAUCACGAACAGCCCAUUUAAAUGUGAGUACAUGGAUUGGCUGUCACAGCCGUCAAUCAUGAUGGAAAAUCCCCUUUUUGUAGAACUAAAUAACUAAUUAAAACCGAAUUUAUCACAAAAACACUUGAACAAACAUCUGGGUGAUGUGAACUACCAUCUGUGACAAACUGUCUUUCGGUCUGGGAAAACUUUAUGUGCUGUGUACUUGAGUUUUUAGUUUGGCCUAUGUCCCAUUUACUAACAUGGAGGGGCAGGCUUUAAGACCUAUGCUGCAGACAGACACCAGAGGGGGAUCCAGAUUGAAAAGUUACACUUUGGGGGAGCUGUCAUGUUGUCCAUCUUUAUACUGUCUCUGUUGCCAACCCAAACACUUUCAGUAGGCUGGAGUUACUCACUUUGACAAUACUGAUGUGUUAGCAUUAGUGUCUGCUCCUCUACUUCACAAAUACAUUGUCAGUUAAUUAUACUAUAUAUACUCUGCAUGUGAAGGUGACUGUUGGCAACAAACCCUAUGAGGGUUAUGUGAUACACUGGCGUUGCAAAUAUAAUGCAAAUAUGAUGUUAUUUCAGCAUUUCUCCUUCAGCAGCCAGCUGCCUCUUGACUGCUAAAUACCAGCUGGCAGCGUCCUUGUUGCCUGUCUGAAGCAUUGUGAACCAGUGUACAUCUGCAUGGCUGUGACCCCCAGUUUUGCAGCCUCUCCUCCAUCAGCCAAUCAGGGGCCAAACAACAAAAACAUUGUAGCUUAUCUGUACCAGGGAACAUUAUCUUAAUCACUAACAGAGCCAGUAAGUAAAUCAAGCUUCCGUUAUAUCUGGUCAGAAAAACAGCAAAUAUGUCUUAUACUGUGAGAAACUCUGCCAGUGCAUCCCCUUGUUGUUUAAUUGUUGUUGUCAAUUGUAUUACUGAUGUAACUUCAUUUACUGCUGUGUUUACUCUGCUAAUGUUAGAGUUAACACUUGUUGCUGCAGGAGCAGCCUUUACUUUUUAAAAGCAGCAGCCUGAACGCUACGUCAUCACGGCAGUCCCUGAUUGGCUGCCUAUAUUUUCAGGUACAGAGUGGAUCCCUGAUUGGUCCAACCAGACUACAGUGGACUUUCAGGUCUUUCAGGUUGGAGAGAGUCCAAACUGAGACAGGAAGAGAAACAGAUCACAUCAUCAUGGUCUUACCACGCUAAUGAAAAGUCUGAUGUCAGAAAGAGGAUAACAAUACUAUUUAAGAUUUACUCUUGGUCUUUAGACAGAAAUGCUGCAUGGUGUCGCAGUGGUUAGCUCUGUUGCUUCACAGCAAAUAAAUUCUGGGAUUCAAGUCCCAAGUUGAAGUUUUGAAUUUAGUUCCUGAGAGCUGCACGCAGCUGCUGACUGUCCUAUAGAGGACAGGUAAAAUGCAGAUUAGAAUUUCGCUGUACAAUGUACAUGUGACAAUAAAGAAUAGGUCUUCUUCA
Messenger RNA from Plectropomus leopardus (leopard coralgrouper), 4137 nucleotides. It is a transcript of the gene tcaim, whose product is annotated as T cell activation inhibitor, mitochondrial. The record is from RefSeq and is a predicted model, not a curated record. Gene Ontology annotation, cellular component: mitochondrion. Lineage: Eukaryota; Metazoa; Chordata; Actinopteri; Perciformes; Serranidae.